AUGGAUGGGACACGUGUCGGGUGGAAUGCCAUGAACAACUGCACCGAUCAGCAGUACUGGGACACCCUCGUUUGCCAGUGCAUCCCCUGCAGCCUCGUAUGCGGCCGGUCCACAGUGAGGAGGUGUGCUGCCCUGUGCGAGUCCAUGGACUGCAACAGGAGAGCCGGCUUCUACUACGACAAGCUCCUGAAACAACUCCUGAAACAAUGCAUCAACUGCACCACGGUCUGCGGGCAGCACCCGAAGCAAUGCGCCCCGUCCUGCGAAACGGGUGCCCUGGUGGCCACCCCCCCUCCGCCAGCCGUCCUGGUCACGGCCUCGCCGCCCGCGGCUGGGCUGGGGCAGGUGUACCUGCUGCUGGGGCUCUGCCUCUGCGCCCUCAUCUGCUCCCUGCUCCUGGGCUGGACCCACCUGCGGAGGAAGGGAGAGGUGGUCUCCUGCCAAGCCAGCGCUGGGACCUGCCACCGCAGGGAGGACUCCUCCAAAGAUCGUCUGGUGGAAGCGGGCAGCGUUGGUGAUGGAUGCACCGGCAGCAGGGUCCCAGAGCCGGUGGAAACCUGUGGCUUCUGCUUCCCUGGACACAGCUCUGCUGUACAAGAGACCAAAUCAGGCCACAGCACCUCCUAUCACACAGGGGAAAGAGCUGCUCCCUCCCACAGCGGGAUGUGCAGCACGGGAAGCGCGGGGGCCGUUCCCAGCCCUGACGACGGCCACUUCAAAAUCAUAUGUUCUCCUUCACAAGAGAAGACGCCCACGGCCUGA
Fulmarus glacialis (Northern fulmar) is the source of this 762-nucleotide messenger RNA. It is a transcript of the gene TNFRSF13B, whose product is annotated as tumor necrosis factor receptor superfamily, member 13B. The record is from RefSeq and is a predicted model, not a curated record. Lineage: Eukaryota; Metazoa; Chordata; Aves; Procellariiformes; Procellariidae. The transcript has 5 exons. Gene Ontology annotation, cellular component: plasma membrane. The coding region runs from base 1 to 762 and encodes 253 amino acids.